Molecule: messenger RNA, 741 nt
Organism: Aegilops tauschii subsp. strangulata
Lineage: Eukaryota; Viridiplantae; Streptophyta; Magnoliopsida; Poales; Poaceae
Biological process (GO): DNA replication
Cellular component (GO): replication fork
Source: RefSeq, a predicted model, not a curated record
AUGAAGGGCGACGGCGGCGCGGCGCACGGCAUGCUGCGGACGGCAUGGCAGGAUGCCGAGGUCACGGCGGCUCCUGCUCCCUCGUCGCGUGGCGGCUCCUGCACCCUGGGUGGCACGGCGGCGGCAGGGAAGGACCGCGAGGAUGAGGUCGGCAAUGGAACGGAAGAGACAAUUGGAGACGACUAUGUCCGUCUCCCUGACAACAUUGUGAUCAGCUAUACCAAGGAUGAAAAAGCUAUUAACACGCUCAUCGAAGAUGUCUUCCCAUCAUUGCAUGCCAACGCUAUUAGCGCACGUGCAACUCUUUCGACCAAGAAUGAUCAUGUGGAUGACCUGAAUGACAAGAUGGAUCUCAAGAAUAAUUACACGAUUGAUUUACUGAACUCGAUCACACCAAAUGGCUUGCCUCCGCGUGUACUGAGAUUAAAGGCCAACUGUCCGGUCAUUCUGCUCCGGAACCUCGACCUUCAUAAUGGCCUAUACAAUGGAACACGGCUUAUGAUUAGAGCCUUCCAGGAUAAUGCAAUUGACGCAGAGAUUGUUGGUGGUCAGCAUCCUGGCAAGAGGGUGUUCAUACCUAGGGUCCCUAUGUCACCAUCGGAGGACAUCUCACUUCCUUUGAAACUUAAGAGAAAACAGUUUCCCAUCCGCCUGAGUUUUGCAAUGACAAUUAACAAGGCGCAGGGUUUUGAUCAGAACGCACUACAUAAUAAGCAUGAAAGAAGAAUGCCGUCGAUGUGA